UUCUUCAUGAACUCCAUCAAGGCUCUCUUGUUAGCUCCUCUUCUCAAGUUUAUUCACAAUGAUUUUCAUCAAAUCUUCUCGAAAAUGAGUCUCCUCGAUCGUUUUCUGUUUAUGAUUGUUCACUCCAUAGACAAGCUAGGAAUAUGGCACCGGCUGCCGGUAAUCUUAGGGCUGUUAUAUCUUGCCAUUCGUCGGCACCUUCACCAGCAGUACAACUUGUUAAACGUCGGCAGAACUCCGGUUGGUGUCCGUUUCAACCCUGCUGAUUUUCCAUACAGGACGGCUGACGGAAAGUUCAACGAUCCCUUCAACGAUGGCGUGGGAAGCCAAGACAGCUUUUUCGGGCGAAAUAUUCUUCCGGUUGAUCAGAAAAGCAAGCUAUUGAAGCCAGAUCCCAUGGUGGUGGCCACGAAAUUGCUGGCUCGGAAGAAGCUGAUAGACACGGGAAAACAGUUCAACGUAAUCGCGGCCUCUUGGAUACAAUUUAUGAUCCACGAUUGGAUCGACCAUUUGGAGGAUACGAAACAGAUUGAGUUGAAAGCGCCAAGGGAAGUUGCCAAUCAGUGUCCGCUUCAAUCGUUUAGAUUCUUCAGUUCCAAGGAAAUCCCCACCGACUUUUAUGAUAUCAAAACUGGUUUCUUAAACAUCCGAACUCCUUGGUGGGAUGCAAGUUCCAUAUAUGGGAGCAACGUCACGAGGUUGCACAAGGUAAGAACAUUUAAGGAUGGGAAGUUGAAGAUUGGAAAAGACGGUCUCCUCCUUCGUGAUGAGGAUGGGAUCGCUAUCUCCGGUGAUGUUCGUAAUGGUUGGGCUGGUAUAUCUUCCUUGCAAGCCCUGUUCGUCUUGGAGCACAACUUAGUUUGCGAUUCACUCAAGAAGGAAUACUCGGAUCUUAGUGACGAAGAUUUAUAUCGUCACUCCAGAUUGGUAACGUCUGCUGUAAUAGCUAAGAUUCAUACUAUUGAUUGGACAAUUGAACUUCUCAAAACAGACACGUUAUUAGCAGGGAUGCGAGCAAACUGGUACGGAUUAUUGGGAAAGAAGUUCAAGGAUACCUUUGGGCAUGUUGGAGGUACCAGCUUGGGUGGAAUAGUGGGGUUGAAGAAGCCAAACAACCAUGGCGUGCCUUAUUCUUUGACCGAAGAAUUCACCAGCGUUUAUCGAAUGCAUUCGCUAUUACCGGAUGAUCUUUUCCUCAGGGACACUAACACUGCCCAACUCGGAACUAAUAAAUCUCCUCCACUAAUUAAGAAGGUUCCAAUGAUCAACUUAGUUGGCCUUGAAGGAGGGAAGUCUUUAUCAGAAAUAGGAUUCACGAAACAAAUGGUUUCGAUGGGUCACCAGGCUUGUGGGGCUCUUGAGCUCUGGAAUUAUCCCAUGUGGCUCAGGAACAUCAUACCCCAGGAUGUGGACGGCAAAGAUCGACCUGAUCACGUUGAUCUGGCUGCUCUCGAAAUUUAUAGGGACAGAGAAAGAAGCGUGGCAAAAUAUAAUGAAUUCCGUAGGUCUCUUCUGCUCAUUCCCAUCUCCAAUUGGAAGGAUCUGACGAACGACGAAGAAGCAAUCAAGACACUGCAUGAAGUGUACGGCAACGACGUGGAGGAGUUGGAUCUAUUGGUGGGCUUGAUGGCAGAAAAGAAAAUCAAAGGCUUUGCCAUUAGUGAGACGGCCUUUACCAUCUUUCUCCUCAUGGCAUCCAGGAGGCUAGAGUCGGACAGAUUUUUCACAAGCGAUUACAACGAGGAAACGUACACGAAGAAGGGAUUGGAGUGGGUGAAUACGACGGAAAGCCUUAAAGAUGUGUUGGACAGGCACUAUCCUGAAAUGACCACAAAAUGGAUGAACUCGACUAGUGCUUUCAGUGUUUGGGAUGCUGCUCCUGAAUCUCACAACCCAAUCCCACUCUAUUUUAGGAUUCCUUCCUAAUUAAUUAAUCUUUAUUAUGAAUAAAUUGUGGAGAUUAAUAUUUGUAUUUAUGUAUUA
Impatiens glandulifera is the source of this 1983-nucleotide messenger RNA. Its product is annotated as alpha-dioxygenase 1-like. Gene Ontology annotation, biological process: response to oxidative stress. The transcript has 9 exons. NCBI's taxonomy places the organism in Eukaryota, Viridiplantae, Streptophyta, Magnoliopsida, Ericales, Balsaminaceae. The record is from RefSeq and is a predicted model, not a curated record. Gene Ontology annotation, molecular function: peroxidase activity; oxidoreductase activity, acting on single donors with incorporation of molecular oxygen, incorporation of two atoms of oxygen; heme binding. Bases 7 to 1926 code for a protein of 639 amino acids.